GAGCUUUUUGCGCGGGAAAAGGGUGCCGCCCAGCUGUGUUCUCAGCGUCCCUGGAGUCAGGCUGAUUUCGCUGAGGUCGCCGCCCGCUCCGCACCGCUGCCGGCCAUGGGGCUUCUGGAGCUGUGCGAGAAAGUGUUCGGCACCGCCGACCUUUACCAAGUGUUGGGCGUGCGGCGCGAGGCCUCAGACGGCGAGGUCCGACGCGGCUAUCACAAGGUGUCCCUCCAGGUGCACCCGGACCGGGUGGGCGAGGGCGACAAGGAGGACGCCACCCGCCGCUUCCAGAUCCUUGGGAAGGUCUAUUCCGUUCUGAGUGACAAAGAUCAGAGAGCAGUGUACGAUGAGCAGGGAACAGUGGACGAGGAUUCUGAUGUGCUCAGCCAAGAUCGGGACUGGGAGGCCUAUUGGAGAUUACUGUUUAAAAAGAUAUCUCUAGAAGACAUUCAAGCUUUUGAGAAGACAUACAAAGGUUCAGAAGAAGAGCGGGCUGAUAUUAAACAGGCCUAUCUGGACUUCAAGGGUGACAUGGAUCAGAUCAUGGAGUCUGUGCUGUGUGUGCAGUACACAGAGGAACCCAGGAUAAGGAACAUUAUUCAACAAGCCAUUGAUGCCAGAGAGGUCCCGUCCUAUAAUGCCUUUGUCAAAGAAGCAAAGCAAAAGAUGUAUGCAAGGAAAAGGAGGGCUCAGGAAGAGGCUAAAGAAGCAGAAAUGAGCAGGAAGGAGUUGGGGCUUGAUGAAGGAGUGGAUAACUUGAAAACACUCAUUCAGAGCAGACAAAAGGAUCGGCAAAAGGAAAUGGACAAUUUUCUGGCUCAGAUGGAAGCAAAGUACUGCAAACCUUCCAAACGAGGAGGGAAAAAAACAACUCUCAAGAAAGAAAAGAAAUAAUGGAAUUUUCUCUUCAGAAGUCCUUAGGUGUUAAUUGAUGCCAUCUAGGCAAGGUGCCGUCAAGAUUUGAAAACAAAAGUUAACCCUUGAGAAAAGUUGUCUUUCAAGCCUAAAUUAUUCAGAUCAACUAUGUAAACCAAACAGAAUCUCUCAACCUGAUCUUAGUAUACCCUGGAAACACCCUGACAUUCUGUGAGGUCCUCCUAUGAAGGAAUUUGGUGGUGAUCAUUGAGGGAGCGGAAGGGUAUAUGCUUCUUGACAGCACUCUUCUAUGGGUCUUCUGUACAAGGAACUGUACCUAGAAUGCAGAUCUGUCCCUGCCACAUUUAGCAGUUGUCGUUUUGCCACACAGGAGAGAGCUGCAGGGUAUUCAGCAGUGUGUGUUUAUUAGAACAGGUACUCUACCUAGCCUUCAACACACUUGCUGGACGUCUGUCUUCCAAACACUUGCCAGUUUGAUUUCAGUCUUAAUGUUCUUGCAUAGACCCUCUCCUUUUUGUUUUACUCAACUAAGUUUUGCACUCUUUGCUUGAGGUUUAAAGGAGAAACAGGUGUUCAGAUAACUUCAAGCAUCUUUGUAAGAUUUAUACAUGAUUAAAUAAACAAGUAAAAAAAUGACUGUUAAGUUCCAGGGGCUUUUUAAAUGAUCCCAGUGUGAUCAUUUAAAAGAUGAUCUAGGGCUUCCCUGGUGGCGCAGUGGUUGAGAGUCCGCCUACCGAUGCAGGGGACAUGGAUUCGUGCCCCGGUCCGGGAGGAUCCCGCGUGCCUUGGAGCGGCUGGGCCCGUGGGCCUGUGCGUCCGGAGCCGGUGCUCCACAACGGGAGAGGCCGCAGUGGUGAGGGGCACGCGUACCGCAAAAAAAAAAAAAAGAUGAUCUAGAAAAGUUAUGAAUGGUGCUUAGGAUAAAGAAGAGAAGAAAAGUAGUUGUAAUCAGCAUUGUAGCCUGGUUUAAGUUGCCUCAAGAGAUGUAGUCCUGCCUGUAACUGCUGAAUGUCCUUAGGUCACUGAGCUUCUCUGAACUUCUUUCCUCUAUAAAAGAGUAAGGGAGCUGGGCUAAAUGACCUGUUAGAGGCUCCUUCUGACUCUUAACUUUAACCUUGAAAGGCAAGCUGUCUUGAUCCAGUGGUUUGUUAUUAUGUACUCCUGGUAUUGAUUUGUGAGAAUAGUACAGAGAUUUUCACUUACAUUUAGUUGAAUUGGUAUGAAUUCAUUAGAAUAUAUGGAAAUUUUUUAGGGACUGUUCAAUUUAAAAUCUCUGAUUUGUAAGCUAAUAUAUUCAAUACCAUAUACAUAAAACAAGCCUUCUGUUACUGAGAUUUAUGUAUCAUAAUUUAUCUGAGGUAAGCCCAUGACACAUUUUCAGUUUGUGAUUAUAAACAGGUUAGAAAAUACUCUUUAAUUGCAUUAAAAAUACAAUUUAAUGCAGGUUGUUUGAAGCAUCUGUCUUCAUAUGAUAGCAUUAGAUAACUGCGAAAUAAUAAAAUUACCCCAAUUGAAUUGGUCAACUCUGAAGAUUAACAGUAAGAUCUAAAACCAGUAUGAUCAUCAAAAUUAAAAUUCAGUGAAAUUUUAAAAAUAAAUUUAAGCCAUAGUUAAAACCAUUGCUGCAUUCAUGAGUGCACUCAGGAAAGGUCCACAUGAAAAUUGGAAGAAUGUCAAAGUUCUCUUCCUUUGCUCUUAGGAUAUGUUUAUACUGGACUAAUUUGCAGGGUUUCUGAAAUUUUAUGGAGUUGUGUCUUGCUGGCUCACUAAUAGAAAUAUUGUAUAAAUUUUAAAUUGCCUUUCUUAGAUCUGCAGGAGAAAAUCGGCAAGAUGAGUUUAAUAUUUGGAAAUAAAUACGACCACUAAAGUACUUUGAGAAGAAAAGAAGCAUAACCUGAUGUCAAGCAGGUGUUGUGAGGUUGAGUUGUCCUAUCUGAAAAAAAAAAUCCAUUAUGGUUUAUUACAUAGGUUACUUUACACCAGUGCUCAACAUUUAUGCCUUUAGUUACCCACCCCUGCCAUAUCUGUCUGCCUAUGGGAUUGGACAUCUAAAGAGAAAACUUUAGGAACAACUCAUCUGUUUGAUGAAUAGCUCAGAUUUUUGACAGCACUGUCUCCUAAAAAUGACGUAAAAGUGAGUACACCUGUCCAGAAAUU
Kogia breviceps (pygmy sperm whale) is the source of this 3027-nucleotide messenger RNA. It is a transcript of the gene DNAJC9, whose product is annotated as DnaJ heat shock protein family (Hsp40) member C9. Gene Ontology annotation, cellular component: nucleus; cytoplasm. The record is from RefSeq and is a predicted model, not a curated record. NCBI's taxonomy places the organism in Eukaryota, Metazoa, Chordata, Mammalia, Artiodactyla, Physeteridae. Gene Ontology annotation, molecular function: heat shock protein binding.